Pyrus x bretschneideri (Chinese white pear) is the source of this 2004-nucleotide messenger RNA. RefSeq names its product protein TAB2 homolog, chloroplastic. Lineage: Eukaryota; Viridiplantae; Streptophyta; Magnoliopsida; Rosales; Rosaceae. The record is from RefSeq and is a predicted model, not a curated record. Gene Ontology annotation, molecular function: RNA binding. The transcript is spliced from 5 exons. The coding region runs from base 69 to 1214 and encodes 381 amino acids.
AACCGCUAUAACCGUCUUUCUUCUUCCUGCAAACUCUAUCAGUUCAGUUCCUUACACUCACUACUUCCAUGGCGAGCUUCAGCUUCAACACCACCAGAAUCAGAACUCCCACCCUUCACUCUCAAAAACCCAUCUCCAAAUUCAUCUCCCGCGCAAAACCCAUCAAAAUCCCAUCUCCUCUCUCCACCACUCCCUCAAAACCCGGGCCAAAACUCCGCUGUUUCCGACCAAAUUCCGUAUCGGAAAGCUCUGUUUCCACGACGCAAGAGGCAGAGGAGGAGGAAUUCGAUGAAGUGGACGAUGACCCGACGGCGGAGCUGAGCUACCUCGACCCAGAAACCGACCCGGAGAGCAUUUCGGAGUGGGAGCUGGAUUUCUGCUCCAGGCCGAUUUUGGAUAUCAGGGGGAAGAAGGUGUGGGAGCUGGUAGUGUGUGACGAAUCGCUGUCUCUGCAGUUUACAAAGUAUUUUCCGAACAACGUUAUCAACAGCAUUACUUUGAAGGAUGCUAUUGUGUCCAUUAGUGACGAAUUAGGCAUCCCUCUGCCGGAUAAAAUCCGCUACUUCAGGUCACAGAUGCAGACAAUUAUCACAAAAGCAUGUAACGAGCUCGGUAUAAAGCCGAUUCCCAGCAAACGGUGCCUAUCGCUGCUUUUGUGGUUGGAAGAACGCUAUGAGACAGUAUACACACGCCAUCCUGGUUUCCAGAAAGGAUCUAAGCCACUCCUUGCGUUGGAUAACCCUUUCCCAAUGGAACUUCCGGAAAAUCUUGUUGGCGAGAAAUGGGCCUUUGUUCAGUUGCCCUUUUCAGCUGUUCAAGAGGAAAUCUCAUCCUUAGAUACGAACCUUGUGUUUGGUGCAAGUCUAGAUUUGGAUCUGUUGGGGAUUGAAAUUGACGAGAAGACAUUGAUUCCAGGAUUGGCUGUUGCAUCUUCGCGUGCAAAACCGCUAGCAGCUUGGAUGAAUGGGUUGGAAGUUUGCUCGAUUGAAGUCGAUCUGUCACGGGCUCGCUUGCUUCUUUCUGUCGGGAUCUCUGGCCGAUAUAUUUACGCCACCUACAAUAAAACUCCUGAAACAAGUAGUGAAGCCGAAGCUUGGGAAGCAGCAAAGAAGGAUUGUGGAGGCUUGCACUUCCUUGCAAUCCAGGGGGACUUGGACGGUGAUGAUUGUGUCGGAUUUUGGCUUCUGCUAGACUUGCCACCUCCACCUGUAUAGUUUAAUCUGUCGAAAGGUUUUCGAAAGAAAUAACUCUCACGUUAGUUUCUCAGUUACAUUACUUCAUCUUCAUACUUCAGAGUUGAGAAAUGAUUGCGAAUACUGCUUCGGAAAGGAGUUUCUAGUUGAAAAUUUGUACUGUUAUCAAACUCGCUAUCCGGCAAAUUUGGUAGCAGGGUUCAAGGUCUCUCAUGCAAAACUAGGGUUCGGGGUCCUUGAGUUAUGGUACCGGGUCUGUGAUCCUGUGUUCAGGAUCACAGACCCAAAGUUAUCCACUUAACAUUUACAACUAGUAUUGCCCCUCCUUCUAAGGAACUUUAGGAUGCGAAAUAUUCCACAGAAAAGCAAGCACAACCCUCCUUCAUUCAUCUUCUUUAUUCUAACCUCGUUUGAAGUAGUCUUGAUUUCGCAGUUCACCCCUGCAGGUUUCCAGAACUUACCAAGUUCGUCAGGCGUGGGAUUUACAGUUUCACGACUAAUUGAUGGUGCCACCAAAACUGACUCCCGCUCAGGCGUAGUCAGUUACGAGGCACCACGAUCUGCACAAACAAUGACUUGAGGAUGGGAUGCUUUCUAAUUGCUGAACAAAUUUCAGUCAUCAAAGUAAUGCCGGAAGCAUUCAUACUUUCAAAGAUGGUAAACACAUCUGGACCGGUACGAAAACAACUUUUCAUUCCUAUCCUCUCUGUUACCGAGAGUUCUAAAAUAUCAUAGUUCGAGGCUGAGUAUUCGAAUACAUUUCAAGAAGGUAGCUUAGCUGUCUAUACAACGACAAAAAAAGAGAAAAAGA